UACAUUAGGGCACUGUCUACCUAGCUUUACAUUCAUAUUAGUUGUCUAUUGAGUUUUGUUCUUAGUGAUUGUUUUGCUCUUUAUGUAGCUGUUUUCUUCACCAUAGUGUUUAUAGCUGGUGUUUGUUUCCAGAGGCCAAACCUCCCUCCACUCCCUCGCAGAAUUCUGCUGACGGAACAUUUUACACAAGCUUCAGAAAAAGAACAGAACAUUACAGUCCGAUUUAAUGUGUUUACUAGAGAACGCCUCAAAAGAACUGUCUGUAUGUUUCAAUAUGUAAACAUUGAGGAGAGAUGUUUGGAAGAUGGAAUGCAAAAUCAUGCCGGCAGACACCAUAAUCGCAGACCUUUUAACAGAGCUCCAUCAACUCAUCAAGCAGACACAGGAGGAGCGGUCGCGCAGUGAACACAACCUGCUCAACAUCCAGAAAACACACGAGAGGAUGCAGACUGAGAACAAGACCUCCCCUUAUUACCGGACUAAGCUGAGGGGACUCUACACCACAGCCAGAGCAGACGCUGAGGCAGAGUGCAGUAUUCUUCGUCAUGCCCUCGACAAAAUUGCAGAGAUCAAAUCCUUAUUGGAGGAGAGGCGAAUAGCGGCUAAGAUGGCAGGGGUGAACAGCGACAAUGACCCCCCCAGGAAGACCAUGCGGAGGGGGGUGCUGAUGACACUGCUCCAACAGUCAGCCAUGACGCUCCCGCUGUGGAUCGGCAAGCCAGGAGACAGUCCUCCUCCCCUGUGUGGGGCGAUGCCAGCCAGCAGUGACUACGUGGCCAAGCAGGGGGACAAGGUGGCAGCGCGGGUCAAGGCCGUGGACGGAGACGAACAGUGGAUCCUGGCCGAGGUGGUCAGCUACAGCCACUCCACCAACAAGUACGAAGUGGAUGACAUUGAUGAGGAAGGAAAAGAGAGACACACCCUGAGCAGGCGGCGUAUCAUCCCCCUGCCCCAGUGGAAGGCCAACCCAGAGACGGACCCGGAGGCCCUGUUCAGUAAAGACCAGCUGGUGCUGGCCCUCUACCCCCAGACCACCUGCUUCUACAGAGCCCUCAUCCACACACACCCACACCGGCCCCAGGACGACUACUCAGUGCUGUUUGAGGACACGUCGUACGCAGACGGCUACUCCCCGCCCCUCAACGUAGCUCAGAGAUACGUGGUGGCCUGCAAAGAGAACAAAAAAAAGUAAAGAAGAGAAGAGGGAGUCAGUCGAAAUCAAGGGGACUGAAGAUGCUGUGUAGACAAGUGUUCCAAGACAAGUGUUUCCAACCACCCCUCUCCCCAGAAUAACAAUGGGUUCCAUACCCUAGCCACACGUAUGGACACACUGAGGGCAGGUUUGGGCAGCUAUCUGUGGGGCUCAGUCAAUCUAGGGAGUUGUAUUGAUAUCCAACGGUGUGUUAUCAUGGCUCAUCUGUAUGAUCAUCGUGAGACGUGCAGGAUGUUCUGUGCUCUGUUCUGUCUGUAUUGGCCUGGUGGUGACAUGACUAUGCUUCUUGUGGAACGGGCUAUGCUGCAUGUGUGAUGUAAAAAAACAAAAAUGUUAACAAAAAAAAAUGUUUUUUAAAUUUGUAUGUUGACUAUGGACACUGAGUAAGAAUAAAUGUUUUUUUAUAUACAGUACCA
Molecule: messenger RNA, 1629 nt
Organism: Salvelinus namaycush (lake trout)
Lineage: Eukaryota; Metazoa; Chordata; Actinopteri; Salmoniformes; Salmonidae
Product: SAGA-associated factor 29-like
Exons: 10
Coding region: 305-1192 (295 amino acids)
Cellular component (GO): SAGA complex
Source: RefSeq, a predicted model, not a curated record